AUAGUGUUAAAAAUUUGCUGGGACAUACAAAAGCUGAUGCGGGUACCUUCUAAUUCUAAGCAACGAUUAGUGAUAACCAGCAAGAGAGUGACCGAAAAUAAAGGGACGCUCAGUGACGGACUUUGUGGACUAAGUUUCGGAGUAGCGUUCAGUAGCCAAGUUCAUAUCGUAAGCUCGUUUGAAGUAAUUUAGUGUAUCAUCUUGAUGGAACAUAGUGGACAAGAUCUAGAAAUGGAAGACAGUAACAUCGAAGUGCUAUUCUGGAACAUAGGAUUAGGAAGAAAAUGAAGAUUUUUAUGAACGUAUAAUGGAACAACUCGAUUAUCAAAUUAAACUAAUGUUGUAAUAUUGUGUUAAUGGUUAAAUGUUAUAACAAUUAAUGUGCUAAACAUCAAGGUCAUAUAUCAACAAUGUGUUAAAUAUAUCUUCUUAAUUAACGGUCAACGAGAAGAUAAGUUAGUUUAUAAGUGUAAUUAAAUAAAUAAGUGCUUUCUAAGAUUGACAGCUCAACGGCAGCGCGUUGACAGUGACGAGUCCUGUUGUUUUCCGACGGAACGUGUCCGUCUUCCACAGUGAUCUCAUCUGCACAAGAUGUGGACUACUGUUGCACUUGCAAUAACGGUGAUUUUUAUUAUUUUCUACAAAGCGGCUUUACGACCACCAUGUUAUCCUCCAGGUCCAUUUGCCUUGCCACUUGUGGGAAGCAUUCUCUCCAUCUUGCCAUCACCAAAGGAAUCCUUCAACAGAUUUCAGAAGAAAUAUGGACCUAUAUGUAGCUACAAGGUCUUUGAUAACUGGUCCAUCAUCGUGAAUGAUCCAGCUCUGAUGAAGCCACUUCUUGCAGAUCCAGUAUUUUCUGGACGCAAACACCUCUAUCUGUUUUCACUGCGAGAUGAAGUUAUCAGCGGGAAAAAGAUGCCUUUGGGUAUAUUAGGAACCAGUGGAGAUGUGUGGAAAAACCAGCGGCGUUUCACACUAAGGACCCUCAAGGACCUAGGCUUUGGCAGAAACAGUAUUGAGCCAAUUAUGCAGAAGGAGCUGGAGGACUUGAUCAACACCUUUUCCCAAACUGAAGGUCAAAAAAUCGACGUUGGGUUGACAUUCAACAGCAGUAUCAUCAACGUGAUUUGGGCUAUGGUUAUCGGGAAGCGCUUUUCUCACGACGAUGUCCGUCUGCAUGAACUUGUUGAUAAAGUCAACAAGAUGCUGCAGUCCUUUAACCCUUUCCACCCAGCUUACAGAUACCCAAUUAUUAAGAAGUUCUUCCCAAACUUAGAUGUUUACAAGAGUCAAGAUACUUACAUGAGACAACUUCUGAAGUUUAUUGAGGAUGAAACUGCUCAAUAUGAAAAGGAAUUGUCAGCUAAUGAAAGCUCCUUUAGUUAUGUUAGUGAAUAUCUUAAGGAAAUGAAAGAAGCAGAAACUGAAGGGAAAGAGACACCACUAAAUAUGCAUCAUCUAAAGGCCAACAUCUUUGAGUUGUUUCUGGCUGGAAGUGAAACAACUGCGUCUACCUUAUGGUGGGCGGUGUAUCUUUUGGCAUCCAACCCAGAUGUCCAAAAUACUAUACAGAAGGAAUUGGAUGAAGUUCUUGGGGAGGAUAAAUUACCUACAUUAACUCACAUGGACAGUUUGCCUUAUACAACGGCUGCCAUAUACGAAGUGCAGCGCGUUGCAGACCUCGUCCCAUUUGCAGUUCCCCACGAGACGACCGAGGCUGCCUCCGUGUCUGGCUACCAUAUCCCAAAAGGUACAACAGUUAUGUUCAAUUUGUCGCACGGUUUAAAGGAUCCAAAAUACUGGAAGUAUCCUGACCGUUUCUACCCUGAGCAUUUUCUCACGGAGGAGGGAAAGCCUUACAAGCCGGAGAAUUUCAUGCCUUUCGGAUCAGGAAAGCGUGUUUGCCUGGGAGAAUCUCUAGCUCGACUGGAACUGUUCCUGUUCUUCACAACUCUUGUUCAUCGGUUCUCCUGGAAGUUGGCAGACGAUCCAGUAAUAUGGGAGAAAAGUUUUGUACUCUCCCGUCCUCCCAGAUUCAUGGUUGAAAUUAGUAAUAGAAACUCAAGUGCAGUGUUUUAGACUUUAUAAUGAUAUAAAUAAUUCAUUGAAAAUCAUUGCAUGCAACACAUGUGAACACCCUUAACCCAUUGAUGCUGGAAUUAUAUUACUGUUCAUACCUGUCUCACCUAUUUACCCCCUUCCUUUAUUCAGAAAGUAUCUGUUUUAUUUGAUAUUGCUAUUAGUAUUGUUUAGAACAUUAAAAUGAUCAUAAUAAUCUAACAGUGAUAAUAA
This is a messenger RNA of Penaeus monodon (black tiger shrimp), 2292 nucleotides long. RefSeq names its product cytochrome P450 2J3-like. NCBI's taxonomy places the organism in Eukaryota, Metazoa, Arthropoda, Malacostraca, Decapoda, Penaeidae. The transcript has 12 exons. Gene Ontology annotation, biological process: xenobiotic metabolic process. Gene Ontology annotation, molecular function: iron ion binding; oxidoreductase activity, acting on paired donors, with incorporation or reduction of molecular oxygen, reduced flavin or flavoprotein as one donor, and incorporation of one atom of oxygen; heme binding. Bases 592 to 2079 code for a protein of 495 amino acids. The record is from RefSeq and is a predicted model, not a curated record. Gene Ontology annotation, cellular component: intracellular membrane-bounded organelle; cytoplasm.